Thalassophryne amazonica is the source of this 1973-nucleotide messenger RNA. RefSeq names its product probable flavin-containing monoamine oxidase A. The record is from RefSeq and is a predicted model, not a curated record. The transcript has 12 exons. The coding region runs from base 1 to 1635 and encodes 544 amino acids. Lineage: Eukaryota; Metazoa; Chordata; Actinopteri; Batrachoidiformes; Batrachoididae. Gene Ontology annotation, molecular function: oxidoreductase activity.
AUGACUGCAGAAAUAUGGGACAUUGUUAUUGUUGGAGCUGGACUUUCUGGACUGAGUGCAGCUCAUUUGCUAAGAAAAAGGGACGCCAAGCUGAGAGUCCUGAUACUGGAAGGAAAAGAGCGUGUUGGAGGUCGCACAGUGACUUGUGAAAUACCAGCAGCUAAUGGUAGUGAUUGCUGGGACUUUGGAGGGCAAUGGGUAGGAAGCACCCAAACACACAUCAUGGAGCUCAUAAAGGAACUGGGCUUAGAAACCUACCCACAGUUCACCUCAGGAAAGACAGUGCAUCACAUGGGUGGCCCUGAUGAUAAAAUUCGCACAUGCCAAACAACUAUCCCUACUGAAUCCCCGGUUGUGCUAAUGGAUGUCACCCAGUUGCUGUGGAAGAUAGACAAACUGUCUUCUACAGUUUGUCUGCAGGAUCCUUCAAGGACUCUCCACGCUGCAGAGUUGGACAGUAUAACCCUGCACACCUUCAUUGAAAAACACACCUGGACAAAAGAAGCAAAAGGGGAUGUGGGAGUGCUCAGUCGGACUUUAUUUGGCAUGGAGCCGUCCCAGAUGUCACUUCUGUUCUUCCUCUGGUAUGCAGCAGCAGCUGGAGGUGUCAUGCCUCUGAUGGCCACCAACACAGGUUCUGCACAAGAGUUCAAGAUCAAGGGAGGCACCCAACAGCUUUCAGAGCUUCUGGCAGAACAUAUAGGGUGGGAGAAUGUCCGGCUGGGUUCUGCUGUGACGGCCAUAUGGCAGGAUGGGGAGUGGGCCAAGGUGAAGACUGCCACCAACACCUUCCUGUGUAAAGCUGUCAUCGUCACCUGCCCCCCGCAUUUGGCAGCAAAGAUCCAGUACCAACCAGCCCUGCCUCACCAAAGAGAGUUCCUUACUCAGAACAUGCCUGUGGGCCACAUGAUAAAAUUUCUCAUUACCUACCAAACGGCUUUUUGGAGAGAGAAGGGUUAUUCUGGGGAAAUAGCAGUACAGCCAUCCAAUGACUGUCCAUUCAGUGUCACCUUUGAUGCCACCAGCCCCAAUGGUAAUGCCGCCCUCGUUGGCUUCAUUGCUGGGCAGCAGGCUUCUCAAUGGAGCUCCAAGGAGGCUGCAGAGAGGAGAAAUGCUGUGCUGUCCAGCCUGGUGAAAUAUCUUGGUUCUGAGGCAGCGUCGUUCAUCCACUAUGAAGAGAAAGACUGGGCAAUGGAGAAUUAUAGCGGGGGCUGUCCUGUUAACGUCAUGUCACCAGGUCUCCUCACAUAUUAUCACCCCAGCCUGAGGAAACCCUGUGGCAGGAUCCACUGGUCAGGCACUGAGACAGCCACCCAGUGGUGUGGUUACAUGAGUGGUGCAGUCCAAGCUGGUCAACGAGCAGCUCUGGAAGUCCUGGCUGAAAUCUGCCCCAUGAAGCUGACCCGCGAGGACCAGGAAGAAAUCCAACAUUAUAAAACUGUUGACGUUCCAGCACAGAAAACACCUUCAUUAUCCAUACCCCUGUCCCUGUGCAGGAACAAAGCUGUGGUCAUAGCAAUACUGACAAUUAGUGCUGCUGUCCUGCUGAUACGGCAUCAAAACACAAUACACAAAAUCAAGAUCUGUUUCACAAGUGUGCCUUCAACAGCCAUGCAUUAUAUGUUCAAAGUGUAAAAAUAUACAUUCCACAUAAUAAACUCCACCUACAGGCAUACAUUAGCCUCCAUUUAUCAGUUUGUUUAAUGUAUGAGCAGGUUUUCUUGAUUUAAAAAAAUGCUACUUGGUUUAUUUUGGCAAAUAUUUAAAUUACACAUUUAAAAUAAAGUGAUUUUAGUGAAAUAUUACUCUUUUAAGCUCAGAGUUUGUUAAUUUCGCUGAGAAAAGCAUUCAAUUUUCAUACUUCAAGAACCAUUAGAAAAUUGAAAAUUCAUUGACAAUUCAUAUUUUUAUAGUUUCUGGCAAUGAUACAGUAGAUCGUGUAAUUAUAUUUUAAAAAAAUUACAAUAAGAAUU